Sphaerulina musiva SO2202 is the source of this 501-nucleotide messenger RNA. Its product is annotated as cytochrome b5. Gene Ontology annotation, cellular component: endomembrane system; membrane. Bases 1 to 501 code for a protein of 166 amino acids. The transcript is spliced from 2 exons. The record is from RefSeq and is a predicted model, not a curated record. NCBI's taxonomy places the organism in Eukaryota, Fungi, Ascomycota, Dothideomycetes, Mycosphaerellales, Mycosphaerellaceae.
AUGGCCGACCCGCCCGUCGGCGGAGCAGCGUCCAUCGCAACUCCAAUCAACCUUAUCCUCCUCUCCCUCUUCUUGGUUCUUGUUUACAUGCGCCUGCGCCCAAACAAGACCGCGCCGACCCUGCCCGCUGCGCCUCCGCCGACUGUCUUUAAAGUCUUUACGCCUCCUCAGCUCGAACCUUUCAAUGGGAACAAUGGCAUGCCAAUCUACUUUGCCGUCAAAGGCAAAGUGUUUGAUGUCUCAUCUGGUCGCAACUUCUAUGGCCCGGGUGGACCAUACCAGAACUUCGCGGGCAGGGAUGCCUCGAGAGGUCUGGCAUGUGGUAGUUUCGACCCAGACAUGUUGACAGAGGAUCUUCAUGGGCCGUUGGAUAAGCUGGAGGAUCUUGGCGCAGAAGAGAUGGAGGCACUGAGAGGCUGGGAGGAGCGCUUCAACGAGAAGUAUCUCGUGGUGGGAAAACUGGUGCCUGUGGGACAUCCCGAGGCGGAGCCGGACGAGUGA